Molecule: messenger RNA, 1686 nt
Organism: Rotaria sp. Silwood2
Lineage: Eukaryota; Metazoa; Rotifera; Eurotatoria; Philodinida; Philodinidae
Source: the annotation of a GenBank genome assembly
AUGAAUGUUGAAGUAGCAGAAUAUUUCAAUUGUUCAUGUACUUUAUCUUCAUCAUGUCUUUUUCCUAUCGGUAUAAUCGAUGUCUCUGACAUUAAUUCAACACCUACUAGUAUCAUUAUCAGAGUUCCAAUUUUUUUUCUUGGUUGUUACCCAAUCGAUGGAUUAAUGAAAUCAACUUUAGAAUGUUUUUAUAAUUUAUCAUGUAUGCUUGAAUUAGAUAUAUUUGUUCUACAUUCUCCUGGAUAUUCUUUUAAUUUUUCAAAUUUAAAUAGAAAUCUUAAUUUACCAAAUGAAACAAUUGAAUUAAUUAUCAAUAGACUUAUGAUUGAUUCUUGGAACUUAAUUAUUUCAUUUUCUUCAUAUUUCAACACAUGUUCUCCAUUAACAUGUACAUAUGAAUAUAUUGAUCGAAAUAAUUUAUUCUUUACCAUAACAACAAUUCUUGGUAUUUUUGCUGGUUUAUCUCUUGGUUUAAAAUUAAUUAUUUUAAUUAUUCUUCGAUUUAUUGAGAAUAUAAUUGAUAAUCAUUCUUUAAAUGAAUUUAUAAUAAUGAUAAAAAGUUUAUUUGUUUGUAAUACUGAACAACGUAUGAUUCAUCGACUUCAUUUGAUUUUUCUUUUACUAACAUUAUUUUCAUUAUUUCUAUCUUCUGCUUUUCAAUCAAAAUCAAUUACAGUUCAUAUAAUAAAGCCAUCACUUUCAAAUUAUAAAGAUUUAUUAAAAGAUUAUUCUAAUUCUCUUCGAUGUUCUUGUUCACGAAUAUCAAUUCCAUAUGAAAAAUUUCUCCAUAUUAAACCUCAUUUUCAUGACAUAUGUUCAAGUCAAUUUAUUUCUGAUGAAUGGAUUCAUUACUUGUAUGGCGAAGGUAAUCUUUCUCUUCGAUUUUCAUUUGAUGAUUAUCGUUAUUCAGCUCCUGGACAAUUCCGUUCACUUUCUUCACUUUGUAAACUUACUCAAGAAAAAGUAAAUGAUACUCUUUCACAUUUACUCACAAGUUAUUAUAUUAAUUCUCAACUUCUAUCUGAAAUUCUUUUACUUGAACAAAUUGAAAUAAUUCUAAAUCAACUUCAAUCAACAGAAUUCAAAUCAUUUCUUAAUGUUUUUAAUUUAAUUCGUGAAAUACUUGGUUCAAAUAUGAUUAUGAGUGCAUGGAUUACGAAUUGGGAAUAUGUUUAUGAAAGUGAAUAUUUAUCUUCUGCACCUUUACAUACAGUACCUAUAAGUUAUGGUCCAUGUAAUUGUGGAUUCUCAUUUAAAUGCACUCAAUUAUCACAAGGUAUGAUGAGUGGUUGUUAUCCACUUGAAUCUAUUCUUCAAACAAAACUUUACUGUUUUUAUGAUCAAAAUUGUAUUGAUUCAAAUGGAAAUUUUAGAAGAUUAAAUAUAACAAUGUUGCAAAUAAGUCAAUUUAAUUUAAAUUCAACAAUUGAAUCAAUUUUAAAUAAUUUAAUGAUUGAAGAAUAUAAAAGUGAUAUAUCAUAUGAAAACUAUUUUAAUCAAUGUAAACCAUCAUCAUGUUCAUAUUCUUAUAUUAAAACCCAUGAUAUUACUCAAACAACAAUGUUUCUUGUUUCUCUUUAUGGUGGUUUAGUUCUUAUAACUCGUUGUUUAGCAGUUAUUUUUGCUAAAAUUUAUCAAUAUAGAAGAAAUCAAAUUGAUCCUGAAACACUUCAACAAAAUAUUUAA